Molecule: messenger RNA, 1272 nt
Organism: Castor canadensis (American beaver)
Lineage: Eukaryota; Metazoa; Chordata; Mammalia; Rodentia; Castoridae
Gene: Cd40lg
Product: CD40 ligand
Biological process (GO): immune response
Cellular component (GO): membrane
Molecular function (GO): CD40 receptor binding; tumor necrosis factor receptor binding
Source: RefSeq, a predicted model, not a curated record
CUUCUCAUGCUGCCUCUGCCACCUUCUUGGUCAGAAGAUACCAUUUCAACUUUAAUCCAGCAUGAUCGAAACGUACAGCCAACCUUCUCCCCGAUCUGUGGCCACUGGACAGCCCAUCGGCAUGAAAGUUUUUAUGUAUUUACUUACAAUUUUUCUUAUCACCCAGAUGAUUGGAUCGGCACUUUUUGCUGUGUAUCUUCAUAGAAGGUUGGACAAGAUAGAAGAUGAAAGGAAUCUUCAUGAGGAUUUUGUAUUUAUGAAAAUGAUACAGAGAUGCAACAAAGGGGAAGGAUCAUUAUCCUUGCUGAAUUGUGAAGAAAUUAGAAGCCAGUUUCAAGGCUUUGUCGAGAAUAUAGUGCUAAGCAAAGAGAAGAUAAAAGAAAACAACUUUGAAAUGCAAAAAGGUGAUCAGGAUCCUCAAAUUGUGGCACAUGUCAUAAGUGAGGCCGGUAGUAAAACAGCAUCUGUUCUACAGUGGGCUGAAAAAGGAUAUUACACCAUGAGCAACAACUUGGUAACCCUUGAAAAUGGAAAACAGCUGACCGUUAAACGACAAGGAUUCUAUUACAUCUACACCCAAGUCACCUUCUGUUCCAAUCGGGAACCUUCGAGGCAAACUCCAUUUAUAGCCAGCCUCUGUCUGAGGUCCGCGGGUGGAUCGGAGAGAAUCCUACUCAGGGCGGCAAAUACCCACAGUUCCUCCAAACCUUGUGGGCAACAAUCCAUUCACUUGGGAGGAGUAUUUGAAUUGCAAACAGACGCUUCGGUGUUUGUGAAUGUGACUGAUCCAAGCCAAGUGAGCCACGGGACAGGCUUCACGUCUUUUGGCCUACUCAAACUCUGAACAGUGCAACCUCCCAGGCUGCGGCGGGGCCGGCAAAGCAGUUAGGAGCGCCCCCUAUUUAUAACCCUAGGACCCUCCUCACGGAGAACUAUUUAUUAUGCACCCCUGGCACGUAGGGCUGGACUAAGUGAAAUACAGGGCGGUGGAAAUCCUGAGACCCUGCUCCAUAAGAGCUUACAUUCUGAAGUAGCAGCCUCGCUGAUGCAAACAGCCGGAGGACCUUAUGAACAGGGAAACAGCAGAUAAUUAGCCAAGUUCAAGUUCAGUUUUGUUUCUUAUGGGCAGUGUCUUUCAGUGGAUAAUGGAUUCGAUUUACCAGUGAAGAUGCAGAAGGGAAACUGCGAACCUCCGCUCACGUUCUGAUAUGGUUGACUCUGGGUCCCUGUGGAGGAGGCCAGGCCAGGCUCUGAAGUGUAUCCUACAAUCAC